AUGAACGAAUUCCUGAAGCACUGGAAGGCGGGCCUUGUCCAAUUGGAGUUUUUGCUGGUAUUUUGGGACUCGAAAGAAGGGGAACGAGACAUGGACGAAAUUUUGGAUGGAUUGGAAUCCACUAAAAAUGCUGCGGAUUUCACGAGAGAAUACUUACUGUAAGUGUCGAAUUGUGACUAUUUUGCAACUAAAUACUGUUUUUCAGAGAGGACAUUGACGGAAAUUUGAAACCUCACCUCAUAUGGCAAGGAUACAACUUUCGGAACAAAAACGGAAGAGAGGCGACGAUAACAAUCGACUUUGAUGCAGUAUGUUACCUUACAAUGUGUGUCUGGCCCGAAGCUCCCUGA
Caenorhabditis sp. 36 PRJEB53466 is the source of this 350-nucleotide messenger RNA. NCBI's taxonomy places the organism in Eukaryota, Metazoa, Nematoda, Chromadorea, Rhabditida, Rhabditidae. The record is from the annotation of a GenBank genome assembly.